Molecule: messenger RNA, 1770 nt
Organism: Trichoderma reesei QM6a
Lineage: Eukaryota; Fungi; Ascomycota; Sordariomycetes; Hypocreales; Hypocreaceae
Exons: 2
Coding region: 1-1770 (589 amino acids)
Source: RefSeq, a predicted model, not a curated record
AUGAGCUCGCACACGUCGUCGGGGGUGCGGGUAGAAGAUGCCCUCGACCUGGGCAGCGACAAGGCCUCUCUGGAGCAGAGAAUAGAGCUCGUCUGGGAGGACAUGCGCCUGAUCCCAACAACUCCUCCGCCAGCGGAACACGACAAGGGCUACCCAGGCAACUCCGAAGACGACGACGAUGACGAUGACGAUUCCGACGACUUUGCAACUGUGUCGGUGGAAAUGGACGAAGCAGAACCGGCCGACAUCAUCGUCGACUGCCCUCUAUGGCGGGAUCUGCCCGAUGGCCUGAUGGACAAUCUGCUCGCAAGCGCCAGAGAUGCCAUCAAUCACUUUGAGCUGCUGAAAAAGGUGCUCGACGAUCUCUUUACCUGCAAGAUCCCGCCUGGAAUCGCCGAUGAAUGCAAUGCUCGUCGCAUCGUCUCCACCGCUGCAGACACUCUCUGUAGGCUCCCCGGUUGCUCAACGCAGCUCUUUGACGAUACGGACUUGUUCUAUGCUUCCAAUGGUGAUCAAGCGGCAUCCCAAGGAGAAUACCUCGUCAGCAUGCCGCCGUCAACGUCUCAAAGACAGGAUCAUCACAGUACAAGAGGUUGGGCGAGCUACAAGGUAACGACGCGGUUCGACAACAACACGAUACGCCUCGCCUUGCUGGUGGCGUAUCUCGAUCAAACGACGCACCCUGCGGCAUCAAACGCCAUGCAAGGAUACGUCAAUCUCCUUUCAAGGCUCCUCGAAUCCCUCUCCAAAUCACACCAAUCGUUCGACUUUGAAACAUCUUCUUCCCACCAACCCACCGCCUACCGGAUCACAAUGGCUUACCUCUGGACCGCAUGGCAGCGCUCACUCCUGCUCUUCUCCUACUACGUCUUCGGGACCCGUCUCCUCCAGCAAGUAAAUGCCUGCUUCCUCAACAGCCGCCCGUUCCAGGACACGCCUGUCGAUCCGGACAUUGACUUCAGCGCCCUCGGGACAUCGUUGCAGAGCGACGCUCAGGGGGCGCGUCUGGGAUGCGACUAUGUCUGUCGGUACUCGUUUGAACUGCUCCGGAGCAGCGCCCUUUCCGGCACGCAAGACUAUCGAACACUCUUUUCACGCUUCAACGAGCUCUUUGCCGCCAGAGACGCGCGAUGCCGCCAGGCGAGCAACGGCACAUGGACUCCUUGCGACGGAAAGUCCUGGAAGACCUGCGGACGCUUCUUCGGGCUCGAGAUCCCAGACCAGUCCGCCCACGACAUCAGCUGCAAGAGAAACACAUGCAGCCAACUGCCAUGGGAUGAAGAGUCCUACCGCGGCGUCCAAGGCCCGCGCAGCAUAUCUCUCUCCUCCACCCCCAAGGGCGGACCCCUGAAAUACCGCAAGGCGUCGGGUCGAACGCUGGCCGUGUCCCACGUCUGGAGCCACGGCCAGGGCGGCAAUCCCGACCAAGGCUUCAACGAGUGCCUCCACGAUCGCUAUGCUGCCAUUGCGCGGCCCUCAUCAGUCGCCGACGGCGCUGUGGAAGAGCAGACAAGGCACAUGGGUCAAGACGGGCUUCCUCAUGUCGAGCUGCGAUCGCAUCGCCGAUGCUCCUCGUGGCUACGGCUGGGCGCCCGCCACACCGCAGGUCCUCGGUCCGUACACGUCCUCGCGCACAUCCGAUGCUCCUCUCUUCUGGCCCUACGACGGCUCGGGCACAGACGCGGCCAGGAUCAUGACGCUCGGCACAGGCAAGGCGACGACGACGUGCCUUCGCGGGAAGUGGCUCGCGCACGUCUAUUCGCCGUCUGA